Messenger RNA from Helobdella robusta, 2677 nucleotides. RefSeq lists its product as hypothetical. Lineage: Eukaryota; Metazoa; Annelida; Clitellata; Rhynchobdellida; Glossiphoniidae. The transcript has 11 exons. Gene Ontology annotation, cellular component: membrane. The record is from RefSeq and is a predicted model, not a curated record. Bases 1 to 2091 code for a protein of 696 amino acids. Gene Ontology annotation, molecular function: glycosyltransferase activity.
AUGGUCACUACUAACAUUUUAUACCUCAUCCUCUUCUCUGUGGUCAUCAUCUACUUUGUGUCCAGUUAUUUUUUUAAAAAUUAUUUAAAAAGUAAUGCUGAGGAGUCAUCCUUAAUUGUUCAUGUCGUCGUGAAUGAGGAUGAGAGCACAAAAUCGAAAGAAGAUACUGACAAAUCAUGCACUUUUCAUACAUGUUUCGAUGUUUAUAGAUGUGGAACUAGUGACAACAGGCUUAUCAAGGUAUACAUAUACAAAGAUUACAAAUACUACGCAAAAGAUGGAAGCCAGAUAAAACUAUUCACCUCCAAGCAGUUCAAACGACUGAUACACGCAUUGGAAAACAGUCCGUAUUACACAAACAAUGCCUCAGAGGCGUGCCUUCUAGUACCUCAGAUUGACCUGCUCAAUCAGGAAUAUGUGGAUUCCAACUUAAUUGCUUCGGUUCUGGAGCAUCUGCCAUUUUGGAACAAAGGGGCCAACCACCUCCUGUUCAACAUGUUACCGGGGAAAUACCCUGACUUUUUCACAUCUCUAGAGAUUAGACGGGGUAUGGCGCUGGUGGCUGGUGGGGGCUUCUCGACGUGGAGUUACAGAAAAACUUAUGACAUUUCAAUUCCUGUGUUUAAUUUCCAUACUGCUAGAGCUACUGAUGAUGAGUUACAUAAUGAUUUGUUAAUGGAAAGUUCAGAAAGGCGACGCUGGCUCCUGACAUCAUCUCAGGUACACCUGCACCGUGAUUAUAUGGAAGUUUUGAAUGGAGUUCAACAUGGUGGUAGAUUUCUCUUGCUUGAUGCAUGUAGUGGUGUUAAUUAUAGUAAGAGGUGUGAUUACAAUGAUGGCAGGGUGGAGUAUGUCUAUCCAGAUGUUUUGAAGUAUUCUGAUUUCUGCUUGGUUGUACGAUCAAACAGACUCGGACAGAUGGAGUUACUGGAUUGCUUGAUGCAUGGAAGCAUUCCAGUAGUCGUGGCGGAUUCCUACGUCCUGCCAUUCUCUGAAGUCCUUGAAUGGAAAAGAGCUCUGAUAACGUUAGAUGAAGCCGACCUACCAUCUAUACUAAACCACUUGAAAGCCAUCAACAGGCACAAAGUGAUCCAGAUGAGAGUGCAAGGGAUGUUCUACUAUAAAAAAUAUUUGAAAUCCAUGGAAGAGAUUGCGCUAACCACUUUCCAUAUUCUGAAUGAUCGGGUUUUUCCACAGUGGGCUCGAACCUAUGAAAUGUGGAAUGAAAUUCAGGUCCCGAUAAAAAAUCUGUUCACCUUACCACUGACUGUUCCCAAAACAUCUGGCUUCACUGCAGUCAUCUUAACUUACGAUCGUGUUGGUUCCCUGUUUGAAGUCAUUCAACUACUGGCCAAAGUCGACAGUUUGUUGAAGAUUGUCGUUGUCUGGAACAAUCAAGUCAAGAGUCCACCACCAGCCAGUGCCUGGCCCAAAGUUAAUAAGCUCCUGAAAGUUAUUAGAACAAAACGAAACAUACUAAGUAACAGAUUCUACCCCUAUCCAGACAUUGAAACUGAGGCAGUGCUAUCAUUGGAUGAUGACAUCAACAUGCUUACAGCUGAUGAGAUCCAAUUCGCUUAUGAGGUGUGGUGCGAAUAUCCGGACCGAAUAGUUGGGUUUGCAUCGAGACUGCACAAUUGGGAUGCCAGGACGAAAAUGUGGAAGUACGAAUCGGAAUGGACCAGCUCCAUAUCCAUGGUUCUCACUGGUGCUGCAUUCUAUCAUAAGUACUACCACCAAGUGUACACACACAACCUGCCAGCUGGAAUGAAGGAAUGGGUGGAUGCGCAAAUGAACUGCGAGGACAUCGCUUUCAACUUCAUGGUUGCUGUUAUAACAAAAAAACCGGUGAUCAAAGUUACUCCGAGACAGAAAUUUAAAUGUCCCCAGUGUCAGAACACUUCAAACCUCUCCAACGAACUAGACGCGCACAUGUUCAAGAGGUCAGAGUGUAUAAACAAGUUUACAAAGAUGUACAACUUGACUGAACCUCCGUUGAUAACUAUCGAAUAUAGAAGCGACCCCGUACUUUAUAAAAGUAAUCAAGUCCCGAAUGAAUUCUUAAAAUUCAAAGAUGUCGGCGCGCUCUGACGAGGAUGUAGUUAUGAAGAUUCGUUUGGCGUCGCUGUUUUUUUUGUCAUACAGUGUUGGUUUUAAUGUGUAAGGAGGUGCAUUUGGUUGUUGUAUCCACGACAGGCUUCAUGUCUACAUUGUGUUGUUUUUGUCAACGGUUCCUCUGCAGUCUUUUAUGUUUAAUUUAUUUUGAAAUUUUUAUGCCGUGCAUGUUCAAAUUUAGAUGUUUUUAUGUUAAAUAUAUGAAUGUAUUUAUUUGUGUGUUAACAAUAUUUUUGAUGUGUUAAAUAAUGUAAAAGUCAUUUAUGAAAAUUAUUCACAAACAAUAUGUCAUUCUAAACUUACUUCAAUGUGUUUUUAAAGCCAUUAUUUCAUUACGUUGAUCAUGUUUUAAAUGUAUAUGGGUAUGAAUUAAGACAAGCUCAGUAGAUCAAUUUUAGAUUUUCAUUCAUUUCAAUUUUGAACAUUUUAUGAACAACUAGUUCUUAUUUCUUUUGUUAAGUAACUUUUUGUAAUAACGUUUUAUCCUAAUUCAAAACUCCAUUUAUACAUGAAUAAUUUUAUAUGCAUUCAAUAAAUAUUAUUGUAAACAAACAUAGCAAAA